Cinara cedri is the source of this 10499-nucleotide messenger RNA. NCBI's taxonomy places the organism in Eukaryota, Metazoa, Arthropoda, Insecta, Hemiptera, Aphididae. The record is from the annotation of a GenBank genome assembly.
CAUCAUCCUAAAUAACUAUUUAAUCAGCCACCCUCGUCCUAAAUGUUCAUUUGAGCCUUUUUCUUUUCUCACAUACACCGGAAAUCCUCAUAUUCUCAAUCGAAUCCAAACACCUAUUUUUUGUCUUUCUCACCCCCUUCUCCUAAAUUUAUUUCGUUAUAAUUUUUACCAAAUGAAUCAUAUUAUUCAUUUUUCUCUUUUCUUAGAACACGCCCAAACCAUCUCUAUUUUUCUCAUUUUAUUUAGAAAAGCCACGUCUAGUUAACUGUUAUGUGGUAAUUCCUCUACACUCAUUCUAUUAUAUUUUUCUGUUCCUGCUCAACGCUUUGAACCAAACAAAAUUAGUAGUUUUAACGCACGUUAUAAUGAAUAUUAUAAUAAUUAUAAUAUUAAUAAUUGUUAUUUCUUUUUUUUUUUUUUUAAUAAAAAUAUAUUUUAUACCUAAGUGAUAAAAUUAUGUAUAACGUUGAUAGUAGUACGCAAUUUUUGGCUCCGGAAAUGAGAAAUUAGUUGGCACAUUCUAUGCGGUGUCUAGUCAUCGCUUCACUGGCACUAGUCGGUUUUCGUUAACUAGUUUCACUUUGAGAUUUAAUUUUUCCGUAUUCGGUUAAACUGAGAGGUUGCGAUACUUCUGGUUGGCCAAGAAUUACCGACGCGAAAGCAGCUUGUAUUGAUCAAUAUUAUAGUCUAUGGACUUCAAUUAUAUUAUGUUGGCUAUCCUGCUUCGAGACGCUGUUGUUGAUACUCCCGACGCCACGAACCCGGCGCGGUGACCACCGCUAGCGAAUAAACACGACCCACUUUGUAGGCGAUGUUCAACUUGACGCCAUUUUUAUGUUGUCAUUUUCGGCGUCCUUUUUGAUUAAUUUUAUUUUCUAACAUACCUACGGUUUAUUAAACAAUUUUUUUUAAUCAUUAACAAUUUUUACGCGCGUUUGUUUUUUUGACGAGAUCGCUCGUUAUUAUAGUGGAUACGACGAUUGGUGUUUAAAUCGAUUUGAGUACCCACGCGCAUACAAGUUCUCUUUCAUAACGAGAAUAAUAAUUCAAUAGUUUGUACACUCGUCAAGACUACAGUUAUUAUUAUCUUGUUAACUUGAAUAUUACUUUAACCAAACCGAAAUAUGGCGUACAACCGACGAAGUGGCGGUGGUGGAUAUGGUGGCUAUAACAGUGGCGGCCGCUACAAUAGUGGCGGUUAUCGAACUGGAUCUUCUAGUAACGUUAGCCCUUGGCAGUCCAACUCUGGCAGCGGAGGCCCUUCUCCUCGACAGUCACAAGGUGGCGCGACACCUGCUCUGGCCAUGGCCAGUAACCUCAUCAGCAAGCUAUUGACAUCGUCUACUCCUAUGGUAUUUACUUAUAACAUAUUUUUUUUGUUUUUCAUAGGUAUUGAUUAAAAUUAUAAAUAUUUUAUUUAAUUUUUGAUCUGUAGUUUCAUCUACCCAAAUAACAGUUAGUGCAAUUAGUACCUAAAUAUACUAAGAGGGCGACACAGUUACAUUCUAUCUGCAGUGUAGCUAAAAUAUGUUUUUGUACUUUCAAUAGUUCUCUAAACAUAUUAAAAACGAUACAAUUUAUCAAAUAGUAAUAUUUAUUUAUUUGGAAAAAUAGGUAUUUUUUUGGAUGAGCAAAAAAGCAUUUGAUUGUGUCUGGGUUAGAACAUAUAAUACAGUAAAGUAUAAAACAUAAAUUAUACAUAUGUAUAUGUUUAUAAUACUAAAAUAUAAUUUGUUAAAUUAAUUUAUAAGUUUAAAUACUUAUUAAAAUUUGAAAUGUACAAUUGGUAUUAUCACUAUUAUAAUAAACUUAAAAAAAAAUUAAUAAUAAUGUCUUGGUCGUUAUAAAGUUUUAUAUGUGUAAAGCAGCAGUUCUCAACCUGGGGUAUAUGACAUGAUUUCAAGGGGUACGUGAAAAAAAUUGAAUAAUGGCAGAAAAAGUGAAAUUUAAUGUAACUGAAAUAGUUUACUAAUAUUUAAUAAUAAUAAUAAAAACCUAACCAUUCACAAGCACUCUGUUGGUGGAAAGGGCCUUUUCUACAUACAUGUUAAAUAAAAAAUAAGUAUUGUAAUAAACUGUCUGUAAGUUCAGAUUUACGGGUUUAUUUGUCAUCUGUGGCGCCAGAUUUCAAAAAAUUAAGUUUAAGUAAAAUAGUGGUGAGAGGUCAAGGGGUACGUGAAUGAAAAAAGGUUGAGAACCGCUGGUAUAAAGUAUAAAACAUUUUAUACGCGUAUAUUACCAACCUUGGGUAAAUCUUGAGCUAUUAUUAAAAAAAAUUAGAAACUUCUGAAAUACAUCGAUUAGAAAAUAAUCUCUUUAAAUUUUUUUAAGUGGUAGAACUCAAAGAGUUAAAUGUGAUGAACAUUACAGUAAAGAUCUCAUGUAUCUUGUGGAGUACCACAUGGUGCUGUAUUAUGUCCCUUAUUAUUUAUUAAUUUUAUUAUUGAUUUCUUAAAACUAAAAAUUAAUCUAAACACCUAAACAGGAAUUAUUAAGCUUUGCUGAUAAUACAACUAUAUUAUUAUCUGAACCAACAAUUGAGAUUUUAUACUAUGAAGCAAAAAAGAUAUUACAUAAUAUUUACAUUUGGUUUUGUAAAAUAAACUGUAAUUGAGUUUAAUCAAAUCAAAAUUAACUUUUUUGAACAGUAAAGUUCAAAUUCUUUGUAAACAAUAAGCUCAUAGUUCAUUCAUUACAAUUUAAUCAUAAUCUAAAUACGAUCUGUAGAUCGAAAUGUAUUAUUGGUGAAAAGGUAAAAGAAAUAUAAUAAUAAAAUAAAAACAAAAUUAUUAAAAUGGUGAAUACUCAUAAAUAAAGUAAAUAAAAUAUCUACCGAGGUAUAAUUAUAGAUUACAGGCUUAAAUGGAAUAGCCAUUAACUGCAUUAAUAAUAUUUUACAUAUAUUUUCACUAGUCAGACAGUUUUAGUCAGCGAACGUUGUCUAUUUGUCAAAAAAAUUUGUUAUAUAAAUUUAUGUUCAUUUAAUAUCAAUAAUUUUAUUUUUCUUAUUAUUAUUUCUACAAUGAAUAUAUCAAAAAAUCCCUCAUUGAAAGCAUUUAGUGAAUAUUAUGUUAUGUCAUUGUCUUAAAUUUGGUGAAAUCAUUUUUGUUUAAGGUUUCUUAGAUCCUAAGUGCUAUUGGAAAUAUGAAGACAUACUAUUUCUGUAUUAAACGUUAGAUAGAGAUGGAUAGUCUUACUAUAACACACCUUAAGGUUAACAACCAAUGGUGUGUGUGUGCGUCAUGUGCAUCAUCUCAUGCUUCUACUAGUAUUUCUAAUAGUGCGGCAACGCACAUUAAUACAUCCAAAUGGUACUUUGUAGGUGCUUGUAUAGAUAGUUUAUUUAUUUUGUUUAUUCUCUUAAGGAUUAAAACUGACUACUUCAUGACUAUUAAUUAAUUUAAUUACCAAGGCUUAGAUUUUAAAGCAUUUGCUAAUUAUUAUAGAAUACAGUUAAAAAUAGUAGUGUAAGCUUUAAAUUUGUUGUAUGCACCAGAAACUUCAAAUGUACAAUUUGAUAUAGUUUAUUUUGCAUAUAUAUAUUUGAAUUAUUUUAGACUUUUAGUGCUGCUUUUUGCUAAUGUGAAUAUGAUUUAUUACACAUUUGUAAAUUUAUUAUUAUUUUAUACCUUAGCUAUUAAUUAUUAGUAGAGUUAUUAGCAUUACUAUCCCUCAAUUAUUUCUUUAUUGUUUGAAACUUUAUAUCUGUUUUUAUUUUACUUUUAUUUUUAUCACACUUCUAUCAAUAUUGUUAUUAGCAUUAAUAUCUAAUAGUUUAUCAUAUAUGUACUGCAAAGAAGUUUUUAUGUCAUACUCUAAAUAAAUAAAUAAUAAUUUAUUUUGUAUUUUUAUAAAUUUUAGAAAAAAAAUCUGUCAUUUAUAUAUAAUAAAUCCAUAGAACCCACAAUCAAAUAUUUCAAAUAUCUGGUGUAUAUCAAACUUAAAAACAUUUCUAAAAUAUUUGACAGUUUUCUCAAAUAUUGUACUACUAGAUUGAUAACAAAUUGUUAUAACCGUAUAUUAUCAUAAUUAUGAAAUAUAAUUUGCACAUUUUUUACAAAGGCAUUGUCAUUUGUAGUCCAAUUGUUAUAAUUAUAAUUCAUUACAUUUAUUACCUAUACAAAAUUUUAGAUUAAAUUAAAUUAGUUUUCAAUGAAACCUAAAAGAGUAAAAGUGUGUAUUGCUAGACUGAACACUAAACAAAUUAAAAUAGGUACCACUAAAACUGGUGGUCACAAAUUAAUGGCAGGAUCAGGAAUUAUUUACUUUUAUGAAUUUGGGUUUUUGGAUUCUUGGGAGAAUAAAUUAUUGUAUUAUAUAAUAUUCAUAUAUAUACGAUAAACACGUAUUCAAAAUUACAAGAAAAUGCCUUUAUUAGUAACAUACACUUCAUAAUAAAUUAAUAGAUCCUUAACUACACUCCGAAUCUAAUACUUAUGAAAUUUUUAAUACAUACUACAUAGAAAGUUAAAGUAGAUACUAAGGUACUUAGAUAAUUACUUAUUUUUGAACAAUUUCCUUAGUUUCUAUAAUUUAUAGUUUUAUUAAUUUUUUUACGGUUGUAACUCAUUUUGUAGCUUUAAUGUAAGAAUAUCCUAAUGAAUUAGUACCACUAAAAUAUCUUAAUUUGUAUAUAGUACCUACUACCUAUGAUAAUUAUUGUACAAAUUAAAUUUACACGGAUUUGAUCAAUCACUACAGAAUUUUAGUUAUGGAUAAUUUGAUUAAAUAUUUAUUUAUCUGAACUAUUUUUUAACAAAUUUUCAAUGUUUACCAUUCGUCAAAUAUUUGUUAAAUUAUUUCAUAUGUGAACCAAGCUUAAGGAAAAUACCUACAUUUAUGUUUCAAAUUCUACUCUAUUUUUAAUAAUUUAUUUAGAAAUUGUUUUAACCAUGUUACUUUUAUUAUAUAUCUAAAUUCCUUAUGACAAUUUUUUUUUUAAUUGAAAAAUAAUAUAAUGUGAGCAUUAUAAUAAUAAGCUAUAAAUCUAUUAAAAAUUUAGUAUCUAUAAAUUGUAUUCCCCAGAUUUUGAUUAAUAUACAAUAUGUAUAGUAUAUAUAUUAAUUUUAACCUCAACAACAUAUAAAUUGUACUUAAAUUUAAAAAUGACUUACUUAAAUUGUUAAUAAUUGUUAUGCAUUAAAGCAUUAUGUAUAAUAUUUCAUUAAUUUGUACAUUUUUUAUACAGUUUUUUUGGAAUAGGAAGUUUAAAAAUGUUUGUAUUUAAUAAUAUAAAUAAUUUAGUAUGUAUGAAAACAAGUAUUUAAAUGAAUGCAUGCAUACCAAUAAUUUAAACAUUAAUAUAAUAUAAAAUUCAAAAUUUUAUUCCUUGAUCCUUAAAUUAUUAUAUAUUUUGUAUGGUUUUAGUGUCUAUUUGUCAGUCUACAUGGGACAUACUGCAUGAGACUACAUGGUGCUCCUGGUAAUAAUAGCUAUCUUGUAGUUUUAUUUUCAAACAAUAUCAAUACACAUUGAUAUGGAAAUGGGUUUCUGUUUUUUUUCGUUAUUACAAACUAAAUAAAAUUGUAUUAUUCUUAAUUAUUAGCUAUUAUUAUUUGUUUCAAUUGUAAACCAUGGUCUAGAACUAUUAUAGAAUUUUUAAUUAUAUUAUCUGAAGAAGAGGAUGAAUUUUUUUACUUACCAACUUACCUAUUGUAAUUUUUAUAAUAUUUUUGAAUUCGAUCUUAUAUCUUGUUUUAUUUAAAAAAUAAUACUUGUUAAAAAUCCACUACUAAUAAUAUUACAAAAGCUGAAGCACAUGUAAUCAUUUGUUUUUUAUCAGUGCUAUCCAUUUAAAAAUACAGUAGAUACAGUACAGUUUAUUUACUACUAUUUAUUUUUUUUAUCUACUAUAACAAAAUAGUUUUACUGUGAAUUUAGCCGAAAUAAAACUUUAUUAAUUCCUGUUGAAUUAUGAUUAUUUUUCAGGCUGGCAGUGGUUAUAAUGGAGGCCCUAAUCGAAGUAGUAGUUGGAACAAUGGAGGUUCAAGAAUGGCACAUAUGCCAAUGCGUCAAAGACAUGAUGGCCCAGGAGGAUAUAGUAAAGAUAACAGGGUAAUAAAUGUUGAAAAUUCAUUAAAAUACAUGUUAACUUAAAAGUUAUGUUAUUUAAACCAGAAAUAAAAUUUCUAUAGCAAUAAUAAUUCAUAAAAUAUGUUAAAUAUUUAUAAAAAGAUGUGCUACACUAAUGGGUGGAUUACUGUUGUAAAUAAGAAAUUGGAAAGGUUGGGUAUAAAAGAGAUUUUUUUUGUAUCUAUGCAAUAAAAACAAAUUCAAAGUGAAUUUUCUUUUAUACAUAUAUGUAAAUUCCCCCCCUCCUGAGGUUUUUUUUAUUUAAUUUUUUCCCAAUUAUUAGGAAAAUUAUGUAAAAAAUGACUCCUUUAAAGUAUCAACUAAGAAAAUUUCCUUUCAGAAAAGGUGUUGCAGUUAAAUACAUCAGAACAAGAUUUCUGUUAGAAAAAUUGCUCACUGAAUAAAAAAAAAUAAUAAACAUUGUAAAACCAAUGCAUGCCAUACUAUGUCCCAAAAUUAAAACACUUGCUAAAUAUUUAUACAAAUCUUGUGAUAAAUUUUUAAAAAUGUACAUAUUUUUUUUUUUUGUGAAAAUACAGCAAUAAUUAAUAAUCAUAUUACUAAAAAUUAUAUUACUUUAUUUAUAAUAGCGAAAAGGUGGUGACAGUAAAUUUUCUGGUGGAAACCGUAAAUCAGGUGGAGCAAAAGAUGGAGAAAAGCGUAAAUCUGGGAAAGUUAAUGAUGAAAACAAGAAAGGGUGCUUGUUAUAAUUAAAUAAUAUAUACAUAUUUAGAUAAUUUUGUAUUUUAAUUGAGAUUAUGAUUUUAGACCAAAUGAACGUGAAAGAACUAAGGAACAAUUAGAUUUAGACAAAAAGGCUUCAUAUGCUGGUGUUCCUUCUGCUGUACUGUAUUGUCACGUAUGUUCCAAACAUAUGUGGGAUUCUGAGGUGAGAUAUAAGUUUAUGAAAUUAAUAUUUAUAUCAAUAUAGUUGUUAAUUUUAAUUAUUUUAUCGGUUUUAGUCUUUUGAAAAACAUGUACGAGGUAGACCUCAUGAAUUAAUGAUGACUUAUUUGGAUGAAGCAUAUAGAAUGCGUGUUGAUUUUAUGAGACAUCAAAUAAAAGCUGUUGAAAACCAAAGGGAAAUUGAUUUGGAACGUGUUACAAAUAACAAGCAUAAAGCUAAUAAGGCUAAUGCUGCCAAUAAAGUUGUUGGUGGUAAUGCUAAUUCUUCUAAACCACUUUUACGCAGUUAUUGUCCUAUGUGUGAUGUACGCUUUUACGGUCCACUUACUGGACACCGAAAAAGUGAUAGACACAGGGUAAAAUAUAUUAUUUAAAUGUAUAUGUGUGUUAAAUAUAAAUAACUAUUUAAAAUGUUUUAUUAUUUUUAUAGAAACUUAAACAGUUUCUACACCCUGAAUGCAAGUUGUGUGAUGCAUUGUUUCAUACUCGACUUGAAAUGGAUGAACAUAAACUUACUGCUGGGCACUUAAAGGUAAAAAGAAACUAGUAAUAAAGUCUUUAAACCAAAUAACGUGUAUAAAUUACUAUGACUAGUUGGAUAUUUUUAUUGUGGUGUAUAAUAUUAUAUAACAUUAUUUUAGAAAGUGGCUGAACAACGCAACAUAGAAAAUCCUCAUUUAAAAAAUGAUGAAUUUGAUUUGAUUGACAUGAUUAAAAUCGAAGGUUAGUAAAAUCAUUGACUUUAAUAGAAUGAACUAAAAAGACAGAGGAGACCAGUACCUCUUAUGGUUCACAUGGUCUAUCCAGAGGGGGGAUAUUCUUUAUCGAUAAGGGCACUAUCUAGUAUUACCAAAUGCUAUAAUAUUUGAUAAUACUUAAACAAUUAUAUUGUAUAGUGUAUAAAAACAAAUUGAUAGAUGGAGGACUGGCAGAAUUGGUAGAAUUUAAUAGUGAUUAGUUCUUGUUAUAUCACUACAAUAUAUUUCCUCCCUUUCUAUAUAUUCUACACUUGGGAAUCUUAAGUAGUUCUAUGAUACAGUUGUUUCCAAUUUAUUUUAUCAUGGUCUGUGGGUAAAAUAUAUAUUAUAUUAUAUUUUGAAUAUUCAAAGAUCCUCAAUAUAUGUUAUUUAAAAUUCUUAAAUAUUUUUGUAGAAGAUGACCAAGACCAUGAUCAGAUGCCAGUAGCGAAAAAAUAUGAAAUGCUUACUGAUCGCGAUGCAACCAAAUUGAAAUUGGAAUUGGAAGGUGGCAGUUCUGAAAAACAUCGAGAAAAGAAAAACCUCUCUGCUGUAGAAUCUGAUAGUGCUCUUGCAUCUGAUAAAACAAUGGAGGUAGAUGGAGAAAAAUAUGAAGACAAGGAAGGUGAACAACAUGAAAACAAGGAAGGUGAACAAUAUGAAGACAAGGAAGGUGAACAAUAUGAAGACAAGGAAGAUGAACAAUAUGAAGACAAGGAAGGUGAACAAUAUGAAGACAAGAAUGGUGAAGAAUAUGAUGAAAAGCUGGAUGAAGAUAAUGAUACAUCAGGUGUUGUUUCUAUAUUAGAAGAGCAGACAGGAGCUAAUAAAGCUGAUCAAUCUAUAAAAGACGAAAGUUUAAUUACUGCAGAUUUGACCAUUAAUAAAGACAAUCAGGCAGCCUAUGAUCCAGAUGUUGCCAUAGGUAAUUUUUAUUUUUUAACAUUUACAUUUUACAGUAAAAUAUUUAUAGAUAAUUUAAUUAUUUUAACUACUUGUAAAUAUAAAUAAAACAUUAUAUACAUUUUAUUUAGGACAAGAUUUAUUGAUCCCUUCGAAAGGAUUUGUGUGCAGACUAUGUAAUUGUUUCUUAUUGGAUGAACAACGUGUUUCAAUCCAUUGCCAAACUGCUGCACACUAUAUAAAUUAUACAACCAUGACCAAAAUGAAAGAAGCUACUUCUGGUGGUAAAAAACGAGGUAUUGAUGAAGUUGAUGUAGAUGAGACAGAGGUUAAAAUAGAACCAGUUGACGAAGAAGAAGCGCUACUUCAAGAAUUAUUAAAUGAUUGCGGUGUUUCUCAAGAAGUUGAAAAUAAUACUGAAGUUUGUUUAACCAUUAAUUUAAUAUUUUUUGUUUAAGUUUGUACUAUAUUUCUUAAAUGUUUUAGGAGCAAGCUACUAAGCGUAUUAAGUUGGACAUUGAUAAAAUUAACGAAGAAAAAAAUGAUAUUGAUGGCGGUGAACAGCCAUUAACUAAGGUCGAGUCUAUGGUCAUGGAAAAUAAUACGGAGUCUGUUGACAAACCAGUUGAAAAUGUUCAACCAGUAGCUACUACUGCUGAGUCAUUAUCAGUAGCUGCUGCUGAACCAUUAUCAGUAGCUGCUGUUGAACCAGUAGCUGAUGCUGCUAAACUGGUAGUUGAUGCUGCUAAACCAGUAGUAGCUGCUGCUAAACCAGUAGUAGCUGCUGUUGCUGCUGCUGCUGCUACUACUGCUGCUGCUGCUACUACUACUACUGCUGCUGCUGCUGCUGCUGCUGCUACUACUACUACUGCUGCUGCUGCUACUACUACUGCUGCUACUACUGCUAAACCAAUAGCUGUUGCUCCAGUUACUACUCCUAAUAGAGGACGUGGUGGUAGAGGUCGUGGACAUCGUGGUGGUAGUGUGGCUAGACGUGGUAAUAGACGUUAGGUUACUUAAGUAGCUAUAAAAUAAAAAAAAAAAAUUAAAUUUGAAUGAAAAUAUCAAUUUUACUGCAGUUUUAGUGAAUUUUUAAUAUUAUCUGUUUUAAUAAUUAUUUUAUUUACAUCUUUUACAUUUUGUGUUAGGUGAUUAAUUAAUAACAAAUCAGUUCUAAGCAUAAUUUGUGUCAACUUGAAUAUAAUAUUAUUUUUUCACCUACAUAUAAAAUUGUAGUUGUAUUAGUGUUUAUUAUAAUACUUUAAAUAAAAUGAUAUUGCAUUUUUAGAACUAUUUCUUAUAAUUUUUAAGCUUGAAAAAGAAUAUUUAUAGUUUAUAUUUUAUCAUAAUAUAAAAUUAUUAAGUAAAAUAAUUUACAUUAUUAUUAAAAAUUUAAAACAUAAUUUAAUAAUACAAUAUAAUUAUCUUAAGUGAGUUUUUUACAGUUUAAUAAAUAUUUUCAAUAUUAUUUUUACUCUAUUUAAGUAAUAUAGUUACGAAAAUAAUAAUACAGUUUUGGAACAAUGGCACUAUUUACAUUAUUAAAUAUAUUUAAAUAUUUUAGGUUUUAAUAAUAUAAAUAAAAAAGUAGUAUAGUUAUAAUAAUUUCUAUUAUUAAUUGUAGAUUUUUUUAGUACUAAGGUUCAUAUUAUUUAUUAAUUUUGAUUAUAGCAACACAAUAAGAUUUAAUAAAAUAUAAUUGACACUCUGAAAAUUUGUAUUGUAUGUAUUAUUAUAUUCAAACAUAUUGUCACUAUCAUUCAAAGAAUGACCUUGUAUUUUAAAAAAAAAAUACAUUUAAACACCUUAUUUCAUUCCUAUAUAUUUACAAAGAGUGUCCAAAUAAUAUAUAUUGAAUUAAAUUUUAAACUUGAAAAUAAA